Aedes aegypti (yellow fever mosquito) is the source of this 2998-nucleotide messenger RNA. It is a transcript of the gene Sugb, whose product is annotated as major facilitator superfamily domain-containing protein 6. The transcript has 6 exons. The coding region runs from base 599 to 2491 and encodes 630 amino acids. Gene Ontology annotation, cellular component: membrane. The record is from RefSeq and is a predicted model, not a curated record. Lineage: Eukaryota; Metazoa; Arthropoda; Insecta; Diptera; Culicidae.
CUUCGGAUUCGGAUCUGUCACGCAAACAGCAGCACCAAAGCAGCGAUCUAAAUCCACGAGUGGACGAAUAGUUCCAUGUGAAGUCUUCAAGAGACUGCAAGCAGAGAUUUGGAUGUGGUGGCAGGUUUAAAGGUUCCAGUUGUGUUUAGCGUUAUUUUUACUCAACACGCCGGUUCCACGAGUUCUUUCGAUUUGUGUUUGUGGUGCUGUUUUUGUCAUUCAUUCUUCUAAACUACUUACUUACCAUUGAUAAGAUAACAAGUGCAGUGAUCUGUGUGCUCCAUAAUAAGUUCAGCUGAUUCCUCCCCAAAACAUUGUGCAGUGCGCAUCAGAGAGAAGUUAUUCCACAUUGCAUGGUCGUCAUUCCGAUGGGAAACUGGACGUAGUGAUAGCGACCAGAACACGAUGGUCGAAUAGCCGAGAAACAGAUCGCUUGUGGAGAAUCCUGAUAUUAUUAGAAGUCGUGUGUAUUCAAUGGUCAAUCUAAGUUACACCCCGUUGUAUUUUGAAUGAAAUUGUGCAGACGGAUUUAACAAUCUUAAGUUAACCAUCAUUUGAAAGUGUGAAGCGGAAAAGGAAGUGCUAGGAGAAGGCAAAGAUGGGGAACAUUGAAGUCAACAAAAAGUUGCUCCCGAUGAAGGCGCAUUAUUUCUUGUUCAAUGCAGGUACUGCGCCAGUCGUACCCUUCAUGCCAACACUGGUUCGCCAGCUAGGCUUCUCGACGGUCAUCGUGGGGACAAUCUAUACCGUACUACCAAUCGUCGGCAUGCUGGUUAAGCCGCUGUUCGGUAUAAUUGCCGAUCGGUUUCAGCGCCAAAAGCUACUGUUCCUACUUUUUCAGAUCCUUUCCGCUGUACCGUUUUUCCUCAUCAUGUUCAUUCCAGCGAUUCCUCAGGAGUCGACAGUAUCGUUCCACUGUCACGAAGGCGUUUCCAAUCUUCGAUAUUGUCCCCCGAAUGGUACAACUCUGGAUGACUGCCUGACAGAUCGGAUUGUCAAUGACCCCACAAGCAACUCAACUCUUCUGAGCUGCCAGAUGGAUUGUAAAACGGAGCCAUGGAUGUGGGACACAAUCUGUAACUAUUGGAAAGUGGAAAAGUAUUGCGACCCUCAAAACAUACCCACCGAUAAUCGCUUACGAAUGACGAGUUUUGUACCGAUGAAUCAUAUCGAACUUGUCGAUAACUGCCUAUUUUUUAUGCUCAAAUCAGCCGAACUGGACAGCAACAAUGUGCCUUUGUAUUGCCCGGCUAAUACGACCGAUUUCAGGACCAGCUGCCAGGUGAAGUGCAACAAUUCCGAGAUUAUGGAAGCUGUAACCCAAUCGAAGAUUCCCGACAGCGAGGCAAAAGGACUGUACCAGUUUUGGUUGCUAUUUUUAUUCCUGAUACUCAGUUGGGCCGGUAUGGCCGUAGUAGUUAGUGUAGGCGAUGCGAUAUGUUUCGACAUGCUAGGCGACAGGCCUCAUCUAUAUGGUAACCAAAGACUCUGGGGUUCGAUUGGCUGGGGAACGUUUUCCCUGUUGGCCGGAUUUCUGGUGGAUCACUUCUCGAACGGUAAAGCUAGCAAAGACUACACAGUUGUGUUUUAUAUGACUGUGAUCAUUAUUGGAGUGGACAUACUUGUUUCAUCAAAGUUGAAGCACACUCAAACAAGACUGUCGACAAACAUUCUGCGAGAUGUUAGUCAAAUUUUCGCCUCAUUCAAAAUAGUGAUAUUUUUUUGCUGGUGCGUGUUAGUUGGUCUUGGAACCGCCCUUAUCUGGAACUUUUUGUUUUGGCAUUUGGAGGAUUUGGCCAGUCUGCAGGAAGGAUGUGGUCAUGCGACAUGGAUUAAAACUCUCGAAGGGAUCGUUAUGUCGAUUCAGUGUUUCGGUGGGGAGCUGCCUUUCUUUUUCCUCUCCGGGUGGAUUCUUAAGAAAAUAGGACACAUUCAUGCGAUGAGUUUGGUUCUGCUGGGUUUCGGUGUACGGUUUUUGCUGUAUUCAUUAUUAGUCGAUCCUUGGUGGGUUAUUCCUAUCGAGUUCAUGAAUGGAAUCACAUUCGGAUUGUUCUACGCCACAAUGGCUUCGUAUGCUAGCAUUGUUGCACCACCUGGUACAGAAGCUACCAUGCAGGGUUUGGUCGGUGCGGUAUUUGAAGGGGUUGGAGUUUCGCUAGGCAGUUUGCUGGCCGGGAAUCUUUUCUUCAAAAUUGGCGGCAGCAAAACGUUCCGGUGGUUUGGAACUGGUGCUCUGAUUCUUUUCGUUGUGCACGUUGUCAUCCAGUUUGUGAUGGAUAAGCUGGGAUCCAGGGGUAAGAAAGUUGACGAAAAAAUUGCAAACGAUUCCAUGUUGAACCGACCCAUAACGAACGGUACCACCAAUAACGAUAUCGAAGUUGACUGUAUCAUUAGCAAAGAUGAUUCCAUUUUGUCCCAGGCAACAGUACAGGAGGUACUCGACAGUCCAAAAAGUGAAGACAUUGAGGGUAAACCCAAGAGUGAUUUCUGAAACGUCGACUAACACAAACUUGUGUUUUACAUGAUAAAAUGUAUUUAUCUGAUAUAGUGUAUUGGAUAAAACUUUGUUUUUUAGACCGUAAUUCCACUGUAUGUCGACUGAAAUAUGGUACAAUAGAAUCCGUUCAACGUAGCUACAUUAAGUAUCUAGCUAUUUAGUUUCUGUUACAUUUAUCUAUAAUCUUCGACAAUUAAACCCUAAAAUUAUUUAGGGAGAUAUUCUGGGCUGGAAUUACAAAUAAAAGCGUAAAAAUAGCAUAACGAUAAAGACUUAAAUUUCGCUUCUGUCGACAUUUUGCUUGCUUUCAAAUCCGAUUACAACUACUGUGCGACACUUUAGUUCAAUUGUUGGAAGUACACUGAUCACACUAUUAUGGGUCAGCUAGUCACGAUUGUUAGUAAUUCUGUUCUGCCUUCAAUUUAAAUGCAAUUGACCCAUAAUAAUGUGAUCACUGUACAUCUCUACAUAAUUGUAAAAAAACGCCAAUUGACCUCUUCU